Cooperia oncophora is the source of this 351-nucleotide messenger RNA. The record is from the annotation of a GenBank genome assembly. NCBI's taxonomy places the organism in Eukaryota, Metazoa, Nematoda, Chromadorea, Rhabditida, Trichostrongylidae.
AUGACAUCCGAGCAGUACAUUUAUGAUGUCGUACAUAAAGAGGCUGGUGAAGCACUGGAUCGUUGCGGCAAACCACUGGCAGCCUCCGCUUACAACCUGAAUUUGACACCACCUCUGACCACAUUUGACGGUUUGUCCAAGGAAAACGAUAUUGAUCCACAUGCUCGUGACAUGCGGAGGUCCUGCCACGAUAUUUCAGCUCCGAGGACUUCAUCAGAAAAAGCUAUCGAUGCCGAUCCAAGCUCUACCAGUACGCAAAGGCUGGCGCAGUUCUUCUCGCGUCCAUUCAGAGGUAUACCGUUGAAGAGGACAAAAAGUGUCAGCAAAAUCGAAAAAGUCACGCAACCAUAG